Messenger RNA from Clonostachys byssicola, 999 nucleotides. The record is from the annotation of a GenBank genome assembly. NCBI's taxonomy places the organism in Eukaryota, Fungi, Ascomycota, Sordariomycetes, Hypocreales, Bionectriaceae.
AUGGAAAUCCGAGCCAUUAGCUAUGGAUCUGGAACCCACAUGAACCAAGUCCCUCCGGAGAGGAUCCCAUUAUUCUUCGCAACUCUGACAACCUUACAACUUAUCUUCUUUUUGGCGAUUGGGACAGUGAGACUAUCAAUCUUGUCCUUCUAUCCACGUUUGAAUAGCGACAAGCUCUUUAUCCGCUGUAUCUGGGGAGUGGCGUUCGUGAAUGUUGCGAUUACUCUCAUCGCCUUCUUUUUCAUCCUCACCGAAUGCAAGCAUAUUCCAGAUCUAUGGGACAUCACCGCGCCGAACCGACAAUGUCUCGAUAAGUCGAAAGAAGCACCGAUGAUGUGGACACAUAGUGCAGUUGGUAUUGUCAUUGACCUAUUUCUUGUCGGCCUCCCAAUUUCAGUCAUUUACGCGAAGAUGAAAUUCUCUAUGAAAAUGGUUCAGGUCAUAUUAAUCUUCUGCAUCGGAAUCUUUGCUAUCAUCACCGGAAUUGUACGACUGAGCAUAAUUGUCAGCACUGAUUUUACAACCGAUACAACAUUCAAAAUGGCCACCGUUUCACCUUGGACCAAUUUCGAAGGCCACGUUGGUCUUUGGACAGCUUGUUUCCCGGCUCUGCAACCCUUUAUUCGCCUUGUUAGCCACAAGCUCGGACUGCGCAGCACAAUUAGUAGCACGAAUAGGAAAAUAACGGACCCUACUCACCAAAUGAACGGAGCACUGAGCGGUACUCGAACGGUCAACCAGUGGACGACGAGUCGCACAAGUCGAGCUCAAGGUCAUCUUCCCUUCAAUCACGACCACGAUGACAUCAAGAGCACCCACAAAAUUACUCAAAUAGCCUCUAAAACAGGUUCUUAUGACGAUGGAAUUGAACUUAGCACAAUUGCACAGACUGAAGCUAUCAAGAAGGAGAAGAAAGUAUCCAUAUUAGUGGCGGAAGUACCAAAAACUCAGAAAAGUCAACGGGGUCACAGCCCCCCCAACAACUGGGAUGCUGUAUAG